Molecule: messenger RNA, 1117 nt
Organism: Trifolium pratense (red clover)
Lineage: Eukaryota; Viridiplantae; Streptophyta; Magnoliopsida; Fabales; Fabaceae
Exons: 9
Coding region: 73-903 (276 amino acids)
Source: RefSeq, a predicted model, not a curated record
UUUAUCAAAUGAGUAUUUUUUAUCGUAUAAAUAAGCUGAAGUUUGCUCAAGAAGCGGUAGAAACGACCAGUUAUGGCGGGAACGGGAAACGAUCCGCAGAAACAACUUCUAAGCAUCAUUCGCAAUUUCGCCACCGAGAAAUCUCAAGGAGAACGAAGAGUAGUUACUCUGAGAAAGCAAUUCGAAACACUUAAAUCAGAAUUAAGCGAUGCUAAUGCGGAACUUGAAAAAUCCAAACGCUGCAAAGAACUUGUUGAACAGGAACUUAAAGGCUUUGAACUUCAUUUGUUUUUGAGUGAAGCUUCAGUUCAAACCCUAGAGGCAAGGGUAUCUCUAAUUCAGAAUGAUAUGUCUGUUGUGGAAUCUGAUCUGGAAACUCUCAAGAAUGAAGAAGCAACUUUACGUGAUCUAUUCAUCCGCAACAUGCUUGACCUGAAUGCCAAAAUAAGGAAAUUUCAGGAGAGUAUGGUUACUUGUGACAUUGAUGCAGUAGAAUAUGCAGCUUGUGCAGAUCCAGCACCAGUAACUAUGAAAGAAAAUGACGCUGAUGCUGCUCUAGGGGUUCUUGAAAGUAGGCUUUCGGAGAUACUAUCUCAAACAACGAAAGAGGAUGAUGAAUUCCAAGCUCAACAGGAAAUUUAUAAGAACGUAAGUUCAAAUUGCAAAUGCUAUACAGUCAAGGUCCAGCGUGAAUUGAGUGAUUGUGAAAGAAAGGUGUCUUUAAUGAAUAUGAUAGUCUCAGAAACUAAAGAAUUGCAGGAUCUCACCAUGCUGUCUUCUAAAUUAGAAGCAACAUACAGUUCACUUGGUGAGGAGCUUCAGAACAGAUCCAUGUGCCCGAGAUGUCAUAUGGACAAUUUGGAGGCUUUAACUGCUUCUCUGCAGGCGAAUGAGGAAAACUGAUGUCUUGUAAGUAGUUUACUUCUCCACCAAAUACUUAAAAAUGUUGAUAUCAAUGUUCUGUAGUGAAUGAUACUGAACUUUGUUCAUGCUGUGUGGUUUAAAUUGAAGAAACCUUCCAACAUUUGAUGCUAAAGACAAAUACAUACCUAUCUCGUAUACAAAUAGAAAACAGAUUGAGAACACAAGAUACUGAUUGCUCUCUUGUAUUUGUUUC